Molecule: messenger RNA, 834 nt
Organism: Cygnus atratus (black swan)
Lineage: Eukaryota; Metazoa; Chordata; Aves; Anseriformes; Anatidae
Gene: TSSK6
Product: testis specific serine kinase 6
Exons: 1
Coding region: 1-834 (277 amino acids)
Biological process (GO): microtubule cytoskeleton organization; protein phosphorylation; intracellular signal transduction
Cellular component (GO): cytoplasm
Molecular function (GO): tau-protein kinase activity; ATP binding; protein serine/threonine kinase activity
Source: RefSeq, a predicted model, not a curated record
AUGCCAAAAACGGACGCAGGCGAGAAGCUGCUCUGUGAGCUGGGCUACAAGCUGGGUCAGACCUUAGGGGAGGGCAGCUUCUCCAAAGUGAAAGCGGUCACCUCCAGCAAAUACAAGGUUCCCUUAGCCGUCAAGGUGGUGGACCGGCGACGAGCCCCCCCAGCCUUCGUGUACAAGUUUCUGCCCCGGGAGCUCUCCAUCCUGCGCAAGAUCCGGCACCCCAACAUCGUGCGCAUCUUCGAGCUCAUCGAGGUGUGCAACGGGAAGCUCUACAUCGUGAUGGAGGCAGCGGCCACCGACCUGCUGCAGCUGGUGCAGCAGCUGGGAAAGCUGCCCUGCGUCCCCGAGGCCCGGGACAUCUUCGCGCAGGUCGUGGGGGCCGUGCGCUACCUGCACGACCGCAACCUGGUGCACCGGGACCUCAAGUGCGAGAACGUGCUGCUCGCCGCGGACGGCCGCCGGGCCAAGCUCACCGACUUUGGUUUCAGCAAGGAGGCCAACAGCUAUCCGGACCUGAGCACCACCUUCUGCGGGUCAGCAGCCUAUGCUUCCCCCGAGGUGCUGCUGGGCAUCCCCUACGACGCCAAGAAGUACGACAUGUGGAGCCUGGGGGUGAUGCUCUUCGUGAUGGUGACCGGCUACAUGCCCUUCAAUGACACCCGCAUCCGCAGCAUGCCCCAGCAGCAGAAGAAGGGGGUGCUGUACCCGGAGGGGCUGCCCCCGCUGCCGGAGCCCUGCCGAGCCCUCAUCGGCCAGCUGCUGCGCUUCAGCCCGGCCUCGCGGCCCGGCGUGGGGCAGGUGGCCAAGAACAGCUGGCUGAAGGGGGACAUCUGA